CAAAUCUCCAAUCUCCAAAACGCGGUUUAUUAACGCUACUAGACCAUAGCUAGUUUAUUGCGACUUUUACCAUAGUACGUUCGCUAUGUCCUGAUAUUUUAACCAGUUUUCACUUAAGAGUUAUCCGCUUUGCUUGUUUUGCCUUUCACGUGCAGCUGCUGCCUACAGUAAGCACGAGUGGAGCUACGGGGAUGGCUGUAACAGCACGGUCCUAUUUUUACAGCAUAACGUAGUUUUUGUACGUUAUGUUUUUUACAAACUCAUUUGCUGUUCCCUUCUGAUAGCUUGAGAAUGUGGAGAAAUAUGAAAAGCAAAACGCAAUAUUUCAGUCAACAUUAGCCUUUCACUUGUCACAUCAGGGGUUGUUUUGUUUUGUGGACAUGUGACGCAAUGAACGACGCACAAAUGUCCCGCCUCCGGGGGGCGCGGUUUGGUGACGUUUCAGGAGACAGGGAGGACUCUCCGGAAAACAACUUUGAGAUCAAAACAAUCUGAAGAACAAGCAACACAGAAGGAACUUUUCGGUAUAACGGCCACACCCGAGGAAUAACAUUGUAUUUAUUCAAUCAGGAGGACAUGGCGACCUCCAACAGGGGACUUAGUUAACAAACAUGCAGUCAUAAAGUCAUGUGAGAAAUCAUGUUUAUGUACCAGGGAUUCAAGGAGGGCGAGAUAUUGAUUGCACCUGAGGUCUAAAGAUGUUCGGAAAGAUUCUGUCUCAUCUGCUCUGGAACGCUGGUGAGGAUUUUGAGGCAGCGGACUCCUAUGAGGAGCUGAUGGAGUGUGAGGAGGGAGGAUGGAUCAUUGUUAAUCUGCCAGAAAACCAGCCCCUGUCGGCCCUCCAGGCGGGCCCCCUGGAGAACCUGCUCAUCGAGCACCCCAGCAUGUCUGUGUACCAGAUGAGAUGCACGAUGAGCGGAGAGGAGGAGGAGGUCGGCUCUGAUGAAGAUGAAGAGGACACCUCCAGGCCGGUGGAGGUGAAGCGGCACAUAUCCUGGCGCCUGGCUGCCUGGGGCAUCCCUCUGCCCGGCAACCUCCAGCUGCUGGCCGUGCAGAGGGCCAGCGCCCAGGCUGAGAGGAAGAAGCUGAGCCGCGGGGGCCUCCACAGGCAGAACCUCGCCAAGAUGCGCUUCUCUCGCUACGGACACUUCAAGCAGCCCUGCCAGCGCCUCUGCAACUACUAAAGGUGGGGGCUUUAAGUUGCCUCCACCACAGCCCAGUUGUGCAGCACAGUGCCUUGACUCUGACUUACUCAGGUUUUCAAAUCAUCAUUUCACCUCACACAGAUCAUUUAGCAUGAAGCAAAGCAGGUCAGACUCCCCACUUCCUGUUAGGUUUUAUUUAAGUGUCAUUAAAGGCAGCCUGCACUGCAGCUGAAGCAGCUGAGAACAAUAAUUGUUGAUAUCAUGAAUAAGUCGGUCAGGCUGGAGAGCAUGAGUUUAGACUUUCCCUCCUUUCUUUAUUCAUACUGUAACCUACUGUAUGCUGUAAUUUUUAUAUGGAGGGUAUAGUGAGAGGCGUGCAUUGUCUGUGUCUGUUUGAGGGUGUGUUUAUUAUUUGUUAUCAGUUUAUGUAUUUUUAUAUCUUAGGGUGCCUUUUAAGAUCUGGCUAGGAACAACAGAUGGAAAUUAGCAUAGCAGCUAACUCUGGCUUAUUUACAGCAACUUGUCUGUUAAUCAAUGAGCACUGUCCCUACCAACUAAAUAAAUAAAUAGAUCCAUUAGAUAUAACCAGAUGUAGGGCUUUUAGGAAGUUAAGUGUGUGUGUGUGUGUGUGUGUGUGUGUGAUUCUAAAAGUUGUGUUACUGUGAGCGAGUUCACAUAUGAAGACUUCAAACCUGAAGAGUGGAUUAGUAUGGCAGGUGACUGUCUUUGGUUUUAUUCAGUAUGUUUUUUUUCCGGUGCCUUAGUUUUAGAUGUUCUUGUAACAAGUAUUGUAAAGCUUGUACCUCGCCACAGUGAGCUGUACAGUAAUUAUGUGGUGUGAAAAGACAAAACCAUGGUUUGUGCUUUGAUCGAUUACCCACUAUUUUCACGUUACACAAAUUGUCCAUUUUAGACGAGUGUAAAUACAGUUGAAUAUUAUGUUUUUCUAUGCGUGUAUUUCUAAAAUGUACAACAAAAAUUAAAGUCUUGUUUUCUUAA
Molecule: messenger RNA, 2144 nt
Organism: Eleginops maclovinus (Patagonian blennie)
Lineage: Eukaryota; Metazoa; Chordata; Actinopteri; Perciformes; Eleginopidae
Exons: 6
Coding region: 699-1184 (161 amino acids)
Biological process (GO): autophagosome assembly; positive regulation of DNA-templated transcription
Cellular component (GO): nucleus; autophagosome
Source: RefSeq, a predicted model, not a curated record